AUGACGUUUAUGCCUUGCGCAAAUGCUGAUGGUUCGUACAAACUUCCACUUAUGCUGAUUAGAAAGUCAAAACGACCGCGAGCACUGAAGAACGUCCGUGAGCUGCCCGUAUACUAUGCUUCUUCCAAAAAUGCCUGGAUGACCCGACAGUUAUUUAAGGAUUGGUUUUUCAAUGAGUUUGUCCCCAAAGUCACGGCAUUUUUGGAAGGUGCUAACCUGCCGGUAACGGCCCGCUUAGUUUUGGACUCUACGACGUUUCUACCACCAAACACCAUAGCCUUGUUACAACCAAUGGACCAAAACGUUAUCCAGAUGGUCAAGUCCAACUACAAGCAAAAGCUUAUGUGUGAGCUUCUUGGACGCCAAGGAGAAUUCGAUGACAUGGUGAAGCGAAUUGACAUCAAGGAUGCUAUGUUUUGGGUAGCCGAGGCCUGGGACGGGGUACCGGCUGAAUCCAUUGCUAAGUCUUGGAAGUUGCUGUACCCAGAAACAGAAUUCGAUGAUGACGAUGACAUUCCGUUGUCGGUUGAAGAGGACAUGGAGUUUGACGUCCUGAACGACGAUGAUAUUGUAAACGUCGUUUUGAACCCAAACACAUCGUUUUACGAUGGCAAAAAUACGGUUUCAACUGUCGAAGGGGAAAAUGCGUUAUCAGUGUUGGAACCGCAUCAGAAUGAUAUGGAUGACGAAGCUGGAAGCUCUGUUUCACAUGAAACAGCUUUAUCUGGAAUCGAUCAAGUAAUUACUUGGGCAGAGGAGAAUGGACUACCAUUGGAAUGCCAGUUCCUGCUGCGAGAAGUACGUGGAAAUGUUCUAGAGAAAACCAUGGAUUCACGAAAUGUUAAUGUUUAA
This is a messenger RNA of Uranotaenia lowii, 852 nucleotides long. Its product is annotated as jerky protein homolog-like. The record is from RefSeq and is a predicted model, not a curated record. Gene Ontology annotation, cellular component: nucleus. NCBI's taxonomy places the organism in Eukaryota, Metazoa, Arthropoda, Insecta, Diptera, Culicidae. The coding region runs from base 1 to 852 and encodes 283 amino acids. Gene Ontology annotation, molecular function: DNA binding. The transcript is spliced from 2 exons.